Anopheles nili is the source of this 678-nucleotide messenger RNA. RefSeq lists its product as uncharacterized. The coding region runs from base 1 to 678 and encodes 225 amino acids. Gene Ontology annotation, cellular component: cytoplasm; cytoplasmic dynein complex. NCBI's taxonomy places the organism in Eukaryota, Metazoa, Arthropoda, Insecta, Diptera, Culicidae. The record is from RefSeq and is a predicted model, not a curated record. The transcript is spliced from 4 exons. Gene Ontology annotation, molecular function: dynein intermediate chain binding. Gene Ontology annotation, biological process: microtubule-based movement.
AUGAAACUGUACGAAGCUGCCCUAAGCGCCGUCAGCUUAAACCCGAGCCCCAUUGUUGGUGGCGAAUCGACCACCACGUCAGGGCUGUCAAACCUAAUCCGUUCCGAGUUCCGCACGAAGUGUGCAUGCGAGAAGAUAGCCGUUUGGGGAAAGGUGAAAAUUGCCAGCACCACCACCACCUCGAAAGCACCGCUGGCGCGAACACCAAGCAAAGCCGGUACAUUGUUCAGCGAGACGCUGACGGCGGCGCUGGGGAAACGGAAGAGCAAAUUUAAGGACAUCACCGAGGAGCUGAACCAGCACAUCAACAGCGAGGAAAAGGAGGAGCUGUACCAGCGGCCGCUGUUCAACGCGGACAAGAUUCGCCGGAUGAUGGAGCGCAUCAUCGAGAAGCAGUUCGACGUGGACGAGGAGGAGAUGCGGUACGUGUACAACCCGGCGAAGAACCUGAAGAUGUGCCAGAACAUCUCGAAGCAGAUCAAGGAUCGGCUGAAGGCGAUGAACUUUAAGCGCCAUCGCAUCAUCAGCAUCGCGACCAUCGUGGAAAAGCAGCAGCAAGGCAUACACUACAAAAUGAAGUACAUCCUCGAUCCGAAGCUGGACGACUACGUGCGGUUGUACCACGAAACGCCACACUUUUACAUCAUCGCCACGGUGCUGCUCGUGCACAAGGACUGA